AUGCAAGAAAUUAAUAUCAGCCCUCUUAGGAAACGAAACGGCAAGAAUAAUAGUAUUUUAUCGCCGAUUCUACGUCCUCCAACUGCCUCAGCUACAACACCAAAAACAAAGGCAAUACAUCAAAGCACGCCUAUAACCAAGUUAGCCCAAAUCAAGACAACCACAAUAGAAGAACGAAAUGCGACAUUAACUAAGACUAAUAAUGUAAUGAAAUGCGUGUCCAAUGAUAAAUUGUCAAAUAAUUUAAAUGUUAAGCCCACAGAACCUCAUAAAGUAUUAAUUUUUGGAGAUGAUGAGGCGAAAGGUACAUGUAAACUUUUACAGUCUCUUUUGGGAGACCAUUUCAAAGUAUUGUCUUUAUUGAAGCCAGGAGCAAAAGUUGAACAAAUAUUGAACUCAUGUUUGUCUCUCUGUGAUGGCCUAACUAGAUCGGACUAUGUUAUUAUAAUUGGAGGGUCCAAUGAUGUUAAUCCUAUGGAACUGCAGAGUUAUUUGUAUUUUUAUAUUAGCAAACUUAAUAAUACCAAUGUCAUAUUAUCUCAAAUAUUCAAAAAUGAAAGAAUGAAUAACCAAAUACUAUGUAAUUUAUAUCGACAUUUGUGUAAUCAGUUUGGGUGGUGUACUUAUGUUGGGUAUACGUUUGGCAGAUAUUAUAAUAAUUACUCUAGAGUUACCGACUUAUGUAGGAACCUUUUAAGAACUAUAUUAAAUAGAGAAUAUGCUAGGAAAUAUAGUAAAUACAGGGAAUCAAUAAAAUUAAACAAAAUAUUAAAAGAUUCCAAAAAAAUCUAUGUAACGAAACAAACAGUAGGAACCCAAACUAGCGAUGACAGCUUUUUUCUUGGCGACGAAUGA
Molecule: messenger RNA, 855 nt
Organism: Chilo suppressalis (striped riceborer)
Lineage: Eukaryota; Metazoa; Arthropoda; Insecta; Lepidoptera; Crambidae
Source: the annotation of a GenBank genome assembly